Messenger RNA from Theileria parva strain Muguga, 1512 nucleotides. Its product is annotated as putative integral membrane protein. The transcript is spliced from 3 exons. The record is from RefSeq and is a predicted model, not a curated record. The coding region runs from base 270 to 1475 and encodes 401 amino acids. NCBI's taxonomy places the organism in Eukaryota, Apicomplexa, Aconoidasida, Piroplasmida, Theileriidae.
CUCAUUUACACUCAAAUGUGACUUGAAUUUAUUUUAUUUUAAUUUUAAUUUUUAAUGUUUUUGUUUCUUUAUUAUUUUAAUUUUUAUCCAAGUUAAUAAUUUCAAAAUGUCAGUUUAAAUGAUUCUACUUUUCUUCACAAAUUUCAACCCCUUUAGUAAGGUUUGAUGGAUUAUUUUCCAUCAGUAUACACCUAUUUUAAUAUUUUAAACGUAUUUUAACUUUUAACUAGUUUGGAAAUGUUUUCCACUUCUCAUACUUCUUAAUUCAAAUGACAAACGACUCUGAGACUAACAAUUCUAGCCAGCAAUUCGACAUCUCUAAGUAUUGGGCAUUCCGAUCCAUUAACGUUCUUUUCUUUUUGUCAAUUUUUGUCAUUUUUGUCAUUCUUCUGAUCCCUAUUUCAUACCUUAAUAAGGAAAGAGCCCCCUGUAUUGUUCCACUUGACCUUAACGUCCCCGCAUACUCACAUGCUAUUAAGGUUUCAGCAAUAAAACAGAAAGGGUCCAUUCUUUCUGUUACUUACAGUACUCACAAUUCUGAUCACAUUAUAGGAACCUUAACAUUUGGUGGUGUAACAUUAGAACAUGACGGUAACUACUUGGGAAGAUAUGUUAGUGUUCAUCAUAUUGAAAACAGAAAACGUUUACCGUUUCGUGUCCUAGUCGUGGACGUUUACCCAUACGUGUUUGUUUUCAGGAGGUUCCUGCUAAACGAGUAUAGUGAAUCAACUUAUAAACAGAUCGAUGGCUACGUUUAUGUAAUUAAAGGAUUAGAACAACAGAGGCUGGAUCUCCACAUGAGUGAUUUAUUCAACUCCACUCCGAUCUCCGUUUUCAAGUCCAAUUACGAGGAUGUGGACGGGAGAUAUGUGACCCAGUAUGUUGCAGAUAGUACACACAGAUUCGCAACACUCAAAUAUAAUAUCAAUGAUGAAACAAAGAUAAUUCCGGAAUACCCAAAUGCUCAACAAAUUACCACAAUCACUGUCAUAUCAAACAAAUCAUUGGAAGCUUACAAGGUUGUCAUUACAUACUACUCAAAUUUGGCAAGAACCAAUGAACCCCAAUUCAAAGAAUUAUACUAUUCUGCUUCCGAUCCAACGGUGUUUUAUGAUAAUGUUCAUGAUUUAUCAUCUCGAGCCGAUUUGAAGAUUGCUGACCUAGAUUUCCAGUUAAACAGGCAUGAAAACGUCCAAAAGACACCAGUGGAGUACUUCCACUCACUUAAUAAGAACGAUUUUCUAUUACAUUUUUACCUUAACCAGGAUUUUAUCAAAUAUGAAAUUGUAACUUCUGAUUUAAUGGACCUGAUUCUCACUGUUCAACUUGACUUAGAAGAACCACUUGACCAGGAAUUACUAGACAGGACUCUAGUUAUCCAGUAUAAACCACGAUUCACAGCUCCGCCAACAUUUUACCUCUUCCACCGCUACCUUUAUUACACCAACGUUACAAUUUUUAUAGAGGAAGUUUGAUUUGUUUGUUGAUUAUGAAUCCUACCAAAGCAUGAGA